This is a messenger RNA of Impatiens glandulifera, 810 nucleotides long. RefSeq names its product 60S ribosomal protein L9-like. The record is from RefSeq and is a predicted model, not a curated record. The transcript is spliced from 3 exons. Gene Ontology annotation, biological process: cytoplasmic translation. NCBI's taxonomy places the organism in Eukaryota, Viridiplantae, Streptophyta, Magnoliopsida, Ericales, Balsaminaceae. Gene Ontology annotation, molecular function: rRNA binding; structural constituent of ribosome. The coding region runs from base 51 to 632 and encodes 193 amino acids. Gene Ontology annotation, cellular component: cytosolic large ribosomal subunit; ribosome.
CUCUUCCCCGUCGCCGUCGAUCGAUUUCAGUAAGCGAGAGAGAGAGAAAGAUGAAGACCAUUCUUUCGUCGGAAACCAUGGACAUCCCCGACGGCGUAACAAUCAAAGUAAAAGCCAAGAUCAUCGAAGUAGAAGGACCAAGAGGCAAGCUAACAAGAAACUUCAAGCAUCUUAACCUCGAUUUCGAACUUAUCACCGAUGAAUCCGGAAAAAAGAAGUUGAAGAUCGAUUCCUGGUUCGGAUCUCGCAAAACAACCGCCGCCAUUCGCACUGCCUUAAGUCACGUCGGAAAUCUGAUAACCGGUGUUACAAAUGGAUACAGGUAUAAGAUGCGAUUCGUAUAUGCUCAUUUUCCUAUUAACGCUAGCAUCACAAAUGGAAACAAGGCAAUCGAGAUCCGUAACUUCCUUGGUGAAAAGAAGGUUAGGAAAGUUGAUAUGCUUCAAGGAGUAUCUGUAGUUAGAUCAGAGAAGGUUAAGGAUGAAUUAGUAUUGGAUGGAAAUGAUAUUGAACUUGUUUCAAGAUCAGCUGCUUUGAUCAAUCAAAAAUGUCAUGUGAAGAAGAAAGAUAUCAGGAAGUUUCUUGAUGGUAUCUAUGUUAGUGAAAAGGGAAAGGUAGCUGAAGAAGAAUGAAUUUUUCUUCACUAGUUUUUUAGGGUUUGGUGUUUUUUUUUCAAAAACUUGGAAAUUGAUUUACUUUUUACUAUGGGUUUUGUUAUAGACAUGAUUUAACUUAUUUUGGUCAUUUAUUUUGUCUAGAUUAUUAGUUGUGUUUUCAAUGCCCUAAUUUGAUGUUUGGUCUGAAUUUUGC